Messenger RNA from Malaya genurostris, 2014 nucleotides. Its product is annotated as phenoloxidase-activating factor 3-like. The record is from RefSeq and is a predicted model, not a curated record. Gene Ontology annotation, molecular function: serine-type endopeptidase activity. Lineage: Eukaryota; Metazoa; Arthropoda; Insecta; Diptera; Culicidae. Bases 321 to 1448 code for a protein of 375 amino acids. Gene Ontology annotation, biological process: proteolysis. The transcript is spliced from 3 exons.
CACGCUCUACUGUUCAGUCAUACAGAGUGUGGGAGUGACGUAGUAUUGCAGAUCGAAAUAGAUCCGUUCGGUAUGAGUUUGAAUAUAUUUUAUAUAUUUUUUUGUAAUAACUAUUAUAAUCAAAAAGAAAACGGAAUAAAGUUAGUUCGAUUUCAAAUAAGCAUAAAUUGUAUAUACAAGAAAAAGUAGUAGGUUUCCAAGAUUCUAGAACUAACACUGCGAUGCUAACGGUAGUAUUGCGCCACCAUAGAGAUGUAAUCUCAUUUAGUUUUUCUCCAUCAGUUAACUAGAACAGUACUUCGAGGAAAUCAUUCCCCGAAAUGCAAGUGCAGGUCAAACAACUAUUUUCAGUAGUGUUAUUAGCGGUUGUUUUGCACCGUACCGUGGCCAAAUCAUGCGAAACCGAAGACUACGAGGACGGAGUUUGCGUUCCCUUGUCAAAGUGUGCAAAAUUCAAGGAAGAACGUGAAAAGGCAGCUUUAACUACCGGCCAGCGAAAUGAAAUGAAUCGUGAGCUAGAGAAAUGUACGGACGCGGAGGAAGAAGGAAUGGUCUGCUGCAAACGGAAGCCACGUUCCAUAAUUCCACGUUCGUUCGAGGAUUCCAAACCUAUCACAAACGAACAGCAUACCGUUCUACCGGAUCAAAGUCAGUGUGGAUUGGAUAGUGCCGAUAGAAUCUAUCACGGUAACCUUACCAGCCUUGACCAGUAUCCUUGGUUAGUUUUGAUUAAAUACAUUGAUAACGAUGAGAGAGAAUCGUUCAAAUGCGGUGGAUCACUAAUCAGCAAACGCUACGUUCUCACGGCUGCUCACUGCAUUAACGAUGCAAUAGCCGGUGUCCGCCUUGGUGAGUGGGAUUUGGAAACAGAUCCGGACUGUGUGACCCAGCAGUCUGUCCGUCGAUGUGCGGAUCCCGUGAUCGAUGUCGGCAUUGAGAAGAUUGCCACUCACAAAAACUACACUCGUCGGGUGUCCAAAGGUGGUAAAAUUGAUAUGGCGUUACUGCGUCUGGAUCAAGACGUUCCCUUCGGACGUUUCGUGGCACCGAUUUGCCUUCCGAAGGCAGACUCCGAAGCACAACUCGCCGAGAAUCAGACAAUGUAUGUGGCAGGCUGGGGUAUGACUGAAAAUGACGUGAAGAGCACAAAAAAGCUGUUCGUUGACGUGAGUAAUGUGGAACUGAACGAAUGUCGAAAGCGAAUCAAUGCACCGUUGAUUAAAAUUGAUGAAACGAUGAUUUGUGCGUUGGGGGCGGAUGGUAAGGAUGCCUGCCAGGGUGAUUCGGGAGGUCCUCUGAUGGAGAUUAGGCUAGUGAAUGGCCGAUCAAAGCGUUUUUUCCUAAUGGGUGUGGUUAGUAAAGGAUUGACGUGCGGAUCAUCGAAACCUGGAUUCUACACGAACGUGUAUCAACAGAUUAAUUGGAUUGUAUCGAAUAUGGAGGCCUAGGUUCGGAGUUUUCGGAUAUGAUAAAAAUAUAAAAACUGCAGAAUUGAAUUGUUUUGAAAUUUUUGUGGUAUUGAAAAAUUAAAUAUGAUCUAAAGAAUUGAAACUCGUGCGAAUCCCAGCCUUCACUUAUCGAUCAACUGGAACACGCUGCAUUCGUAAAAAGACUGUAUACUGUCUGGAGUCCAUUCAUGUUUAAGUAGACAGGUCAAAUUUCAUCGUAAUACUUCGAUUUAUUCUGUAUGAACAUCCUCCACAGAGAGAAAAAAAAAAGAAUUUUACAGAUGACCUACUCCCUCAUAUGAUGUAAUUUGCAUUCGGAUAGCAAGUGCGACUGUUUUAAUUUAAGUGCAUAAUUGAACGCCUAUUUGUCAUAAUUGAACGCCUAUAACUCAGUCAUUUAUUGAUGGAUUCAUAUAAUUUAACUACCAAUCGAUUCGGAAACAUUUAACUUAAGCAUGUAUGACAUUGGCAUCGUUUCAGUAACUCAAUAGCAUACCAUUGAAAAAUUGAUUAGACCUGUGUUUUCACGAGCCAAUAAAAACAGGUCAUAAUGAUGUCAUCCUCUA